Molecule: messenger RNA, 5100 nt
Organism: Chiroxiphia lanceolata (lance-tailed manakin)
Lineage: Eukaryota; Metazoa; Chordata; Aves; Passeriformes; Pipridae
Exons: 2
Coding region: 33-3656 (1207 amino acids)
Source: RefSeq, a predicted model, not a curated record
GCAACCCAUGUGUGAAUUGCCAAACCAAACCAAUGUGCUUUCCAGUACACCAAACAGAGUCUUUCAAACUACCUCUUACUAAUUUUCAAACCAGCUCUGGCUUUUUAGUUCUUUCAGAAAACAGUGCUAUUGCAACCAGCCAGGCAAAACUCCCAAAUACACAAGGAGAUGGUGCACCCUUACAAGAGACUGGUCAGAUUCCUCUAAAGGAUGAGAGUAACGAAAUCUUAGGCAGAACUAAACGUAACGUUGUGCCUCCUGGAUGGUACUCUGUGUAUGUAACAAACAAUAUCAUGUUUAGAAAGUCAUCCAGUGCAAAAAAGUCCUUAGAAAGUUUGGAAAACAUUAAAAUAAAUGAAGAUGCUGAAAGAUGCAGUGACAUAAAUAUAAGCAAAAUUGUGAGAGACACAAAUCUGCAAGUUGUUGUGGAGCGUUUAGAAGAUACAUUAAACUUAGCCAGAAAAAGUAACAACUCAUUAUUGGAUAGUUACAAAAUAAGCCAAAAAUUAAAAGAUAAUGCAUACGAACAGGUUAUGAACCCAGCUGCUAGAAGGGGCUUACCCUUCACUCUGAGUGAAAUGGGAUGCACAGGACAAAGCUUCAUUUCACAUUCACAUGUGCCAAGCAGCAGUAAAAUCAGAGCAAUUUGUGUCACAACAAACAAACAAGAAAUGGUUAUAGAUCAAGAAAUUAAUGAUGGCCUUUUGAAAUCUCUGACCUUUAAUUCAUCCAGCUCAAAUUCUAGUAAUGGGGACUUGGAUGUAACACCUGAAGCUGGGGAGAUCUCAUCUCCCUUAAACUACUCUAGUCCUGUUAAGCUUAUGUUUGUCUCAGAGGUCAAUAGUCAUGAAGGAGUCAAAUACACUUUGACAUCUGCAGCUGCAUCUCCUAAAGGAAGCACAGAUCUCUGUUUGUUUCAAGAGCACACGAACACUUCGUUAGACAAACAGGCCACGGGAGACCUUUCUCAUGCAGUCUGUGUCAAGGACUGUGAUUGCAGUGAAAAUGAUACCAAGGAGGAGUCAAGCUGUGUUUAUGCAGAAGCAAUUACAAGCUCUUGUCCAGUUGGUCAGACUAACGUAAAUGACUUGAAAAAAAAUGAUGAAAUUGUGGAGAAAUCAAGCAGUAGCAGUGAAUUGGUUUUAAAAAGAAAACCCGGUAGACCAAAGAAAAUAGGUCCUCAAGUAGUUAAGCAGGUUAAGAGACCUAUUGGACGGCCUCCAAAACCAAAAAUGGAUAUGAAUGAAAGCACAAAAGCUAGACCUGAACUUAGCAGUGGUGGUAAAAGCAUCAAGUCUGAUGCAGCAGUAUUGGAAGAAGCUAACAGCAACAAAAAUAUUACUGUGACAGUUGUUUUUGGAAGGUCAAGAAGAACAAAGAGACAUGUUUCUGAAGGUAAUCUAAAUGUGAUUAGUGUGCUGCCCACACAACAUAUUGAUUCUAAUUUUGCCAAUGACCCCAGCAAAGUGAGGCACAAUACAGAAACUGGAAAUGCUUUGACUGAAAUAGUAAAAACCUUUCAGAAUCCUGCUACUGAAAAGGAGGAGGUCUCUGGUUAUGACUAUGUCAGACCUAUCAAGAGUAACCCAGCGUCACCACAUCCUUGCAGCAAUGUCAUUCGGCAGAUUAAGAAACCGUUAACCACCAUUCGAAAACCUGGUAGGCCAGCAAAAGUAAAAAUUUCUGGCAUAUCAGUGACUGUUAGUAGACUUUCACCUCAGGAAAGAAAAGUGAGCAUUAGCAACGGUUUGCCUCCUUUACAACAGCAGAAUGUGUUAGAAAAAAACACACCACAGGAGAGAAAAAAUCAACUGUGCAAUAAUAUGGGUCAAGUAAAGAACGUGCAGAAAGAUUCUAGAGAGGAUGGAUCACCCAAUGUUACUGCAGCAAUGUCAAGAAAACGUGACAUUCCAUCAAGACAUUCUGCUAGAGACAGAAAACCCUCACUGCAUUUUUUACAUUCAUUAGCAUCUUCUAGUGCAUUUACUUGUAGAAGUGCCUUACUACAUAAGUCUUAUAAACUCCAUUUGAAAAAAGCUAAAGAGCGAAAGGAAAAACGUGCGCAAUCAAAUCAGAGCACAGCAUCCAAAGAUACCUCAGAGCUGAGAAAUUUGGGAAAUGCUAAAAAGGAUCUUAAGGAUGAUGAAUUCGGGCGCAUUAAUGAAGUAUCAUCAGAUCCCAUAUUUUCAUCAAAUCCCUCUCUCAGGUGGUGGCCUACUUCCACUUCAAGUGACACUUUGUUGGAAGAACUAAAUAAUAGAUUUGAACAGAUAACUAAUACCUGGUUGCGCGUGGGGGGAAGUGAGUCUGAUAAAUGUGUAUGUGAAAAAAGGGAUCCCAUUGAACAAGACUGUAAUACUGAAGUGUCAAACCCUUUAGACUCCUGCCUUGUAGAACUUGAAACAUCACCUGUAAAAAUGCUUUUCCAGAAAAAGUAUAAUAUGAAUGAACUCUGCACCUGGUUUAUGCAAACUACAGAAACACAGUCUCUCUCUCUAGUGAGAAAGGCAAAUGCUCGCAAUCCCUUAGAAGUAGUUAGUACUAGAGAGACAAAGACAGAAACUAAACAAUCUGAUCUUAGUACUUGCCCUUUCAGAAAGCACUUUAAAAAGUUUGCACUAUCCUCCCCUUCAAAACCAGCAGGGAAAUUGCAAAUAUUGCAUAACAUAGUGAGGUCUCCAGUCUUAAGCAUGAAAAAUAAUUUUGCAUUAGCCAGAUUAAAAAGAAAUGAAUUUAAAAAGUUGCAGCGUGAUAGCUGGGGACAAACGAAAAAGCUCUAUAAUGCAGCUCCUGGAGGCUGGAAAUCAAAAAAGAAAAAUUUGCAGUUAUUUUGCCAAAGCCAGUUGUUUAAAAGUACAAGUGGGGAAACCAAUGAUGAAACACCCAAGCUCCAGGAAAAAAAUAUGCUAGAAAUCCAGCCCGCUCAGACUUUGUUAGAGUCUCAGAAAAGCCUCUUGCCAACUGAAAAUGAAGCCAGAGAUGCAUUUGUUCAACAGAUGAUGGGAUCCUCUGACUUUAACCCACAUCCUGGUAUAGCAAAUAUACUUAAGUCACAUCCAGAGACGAAUGGAACAAUUUGUUGCCAGCAAAAUGUUAGAAAAGAACAAAGCCAAGAUAAACUGUUUCAAAAUACUUGGAAAGCCAAAACCUUUAAAGACUGUAGGAUAUUUCUGAGAAAAAUCAACCAUAUUGAGCAGCACAAUUCAUUUAAGCUAAAUAAUGUCAUUUAUUCUCCUGAAGCUGUUGAGAGUAAAAGCACUCAGGCCUAUAUGGAAGAAAAAAGACAUCCUCUUUUAAGGUCCCAUUCUACUAAGCAAAAUGCAUUAAAGAAACAAGAAAAUGAAAUGGAAACAUCUAAAGGAUCUAAUUCCUCUAAAGUGACUGAAAGGCUGGAUGACCAGUUUCACAGCAGAAAGUUAAAUAGUAGUGUAAACCAGGACGAUAAUCCUGCUGGUAGUUCUGAAGUUCUUAUCAGAAUAAACAAAAGAAAAAGUCCACAAUGGGAGACCACUGAUACAAAUUUAAGAAAAAGGCAUAAGAGACAAUCAUGCAGUAGUGGACAAAUGGCACCUUAUUACCCAAAGUACCAAGUAGGAAGGAAAAGAUCAGAGCAUCCAGAGGAAAAGAGUACAAGGCAAAAACGAGACAAAAGAUAGAGGCUGAAGAACAACACAAGGAAAUGCAGGGAAUGGGAGCCAUACACCAGUUACGGAGUGUUGGGAACUAGGGUUAGGAAAUGAGAAAUGCCUUUUCCACUGCCAUGUCAGAAACGCAAGGACACAAGCCUUCUGGAGAGCAUAUAUCAAAAUGUAAAAGAAUUAAAACCGUGUUUCAGAUGAUCUGUGAAAAAUAUCAGUGAAUUGUCACUUUAGCUGUUAUAUAAACUGUCUUUCCCUCGUGCCAGGACAGAGGAAAAGAUUUAAUCAGUCAGUCCAUGGUAUUUAGCAAUGCAAGCCAAUAUGUUUUAGGCUAUAGCCCUAUACUGACUGUCUGGCCUCAGCUACCCUGCACACUCAUGUGAGCACUUACACUACAGCAGAUUCAGUCCUUCAGAAUUUGCACUCGAGUCCUGUUUCAUUAUAUGCAGCAAGUAAAAGCCAUUAAGAGAUAUUUUUUCUGUUUAAAUAUUCCUUUGAUAGGAAACUGUGUUUUUAGCAUGGUGCUUACCUCCUACCCCUAAUUACAAUACUUAGGACAUUAUUUUUUAGUAUCUCAGUAAUCAGAAAUAUUUUCAAUUUUGUGUCAUUCUUGAAAUCUUUGAAAAGGAUGGUGAAAAACAAUGAAUUGCACACAGCAGGUAAAUCACUGCAGGAGGUAGACAAUACAAAAAAAGUAGGGAUGGAGGGGUUUGAAAUCAGGAUUGAAAUUGUCUUCUGUCUGUGCUUUAUAUGUGAAUAAAGACAUUCUUUAUGAUGAAGAUGGUGAAACACUGGAACAGGCUGCCCAGAAACAUUCAAGGUCAGGCUGGACGGGGGUCUGAGCAUCCUUAUCUAGUUGAAGAUGUCCCUGCUCAUUUCAGGGGGAGGUUGCACUGGAUGGCCUUUAAAGGUCCCUUUCAACCCAAACUAUUCAAUGAUUCAAUCCGCAUGUCUGUCCUAGUCUGUUUAGUGACCCCUACAAAGGGCUGGAUUUCUUUCCCUUCUUGUAUUACUUAUUUUCCUAGAUUUGAAACAAAAUACUGUCUAUGUGUUAGACCUUUCAUGGCUGUACCAAAUGAACAUUGUCAGCGAAAAAAACAAGCCCCAAACUUUUGCCCAGGUCCUGCUCUAUGCCUUUACAGUGCCAGCUGGAGAUAAUUUAAGCAACAGAACCCUGUUAUUGCACUUCUGCAAAGGAACAGUGUGAGCAGAAGACUGACGUGGGAGGGGCUCUGAGUUCCCAACACAAACAAGCCCAGUCUACUUUACAACACAGAGCACAGCACAGUCAGGUUCUAAUCUCAGUGUUUCUGGAACAUAGUGCAGUAAAACAACAAAAAAAAAAACCACCAGAAUGCACAGUCUGCCACCACCUCAUCUUGCCUCUUAUCAGCUUGUGUGCAGGGGAAGAGGAAAGUGUACUAAACUUUUUGUCAUUUUUUCCCCCCUCUCCUACCCCCAC